AUGGCACAAGUUCCCGUAGCAACCGUGACUUACCUCCCAGUGCGAACACUAGAUCUCAUCAUCGACAAGGUUCUGGUGGUGGAGGAUCUCCACCACGAGGGCGGCAGCCUGGGGGCCGCUCAUUCAACCCAUGGGGGCCGCCCAAACCUCCUACUCUGCUGCCACCCAGACGCAGACGAGGGCUUCGUCUACGGCUUCCAACAUCCAGACGAUGUCGCUCCUGACCCGUUGCUGACCGGGAGUCACAAGUGGGCGCACCUCAUCAAGAUUGGCCGCUCGAAGAACUACCAGACGCGGAUGAAACAGAUUGGAAAGCAGUGCAAAUACACCCCCCACACCGUUUUCGCCCAUUUCAUGCCCUGGCACGGCGUAGUCGAGCGCGUAGUCCACACGCAGCUGCACAACUCUCGGCUGAGAGAUACCGGCUGCAGGGGCUGCGGGGCGAGACAUGAGGAGUGGUUCCAGGUGGAUGCCAGGCUCGCCGAGGACGCCGUGGAGUUGUGGAAGGCUUUCGUAGAGUGCAGUCCCUAUGACGAGCAGGGGGGAAUGCUGCCCGUGUGGCGUGAGAGGCUUGAACAGCUCGAUCUGGACGAUUCGAACUGCUGGCAAUGCUUCGUUCACGACGCUCCUUCGGCCUGGCCGGCGGCUGGGUCGCCUCGGGGGGUGGAGGCCGAGAAUGCUGAUCUUGGGUUGGCCGCAGGUUGCAUUGGUCCACGUAGUGAUGGGGAUUUGGGAGGUGAGCACACGAAGAAGACUGGCAAGUUAUCUGAGCAUCCUGCGGAGUCGCUGCACAACGGAGAAGCAUCUCCAGCGAACAGUUGCCUCAAGAAUUUUGAAACAUGA
Messenger RNA from Diaporthe batatas, 843 nucleotides. RefSeq lists its product as uncharacterized. The coding region runs from base 1 to 843 and encodes 280 amino acids. The transcript has 2 exons. The record is from RefSeq and is a predicted model, not a curated record. Lineage: Eukaryota; Fungi; Ascomycota; Sordariomycetes; Diaporthales; Diaporthaceae.